Molecule: messenger RNA, 912 nt
Organism: Cetraspora pellucida
Lineage: Eukaryota; Fungi; Glomeromycota; Glomeromycetes; Diversisporales; Gigasporaceae
Source: the annotation of a GenBank genome assembly
AUGCUACUGGAUUGGAAGGCUUGUAAAGAUGUAAAAGAGGCUCUCUGUAGAUGCUUAUUCAAAAAAAAUCAAAUAGAAGCUCUGGUUCCAAACAACAAAAAGAAAAGGCUUACUAUCAAGAAAAGAGCUCAAUAUUGUGCAAAAACUAAAGAUGUGUGGGAUAUUUGGUUACAUGCUUUAGACUUAGCUGUGCCAAAAAAUAAUACAGAUAAAGCAAUUGUGGCAGCCAGUUCUUGUAUUUCACAAUUUCAUAGAGAGUUAGCAGAAGCUGGAGUUGGUUCUGAGCAAAUUUAUAUAUAUGCCAAAUUACUAAAAGAAGGACUUAGAAGAAUUCAAAAUAUCAAUACUACUAAAAUCUCUACUAUGCAAGAUCUUGCAGAUAUAAUUAUGAUGUCAAGUAUAAGACCCGCCGAAGUUGCCACUCUUUGUAUUAUCUAUUAUGAACCUGGAGAAGCAAAAAAUAAUCCCAAAUCUCAGCAAUUUAUAUCUAUAGAAAAGAAUCCAGAAUGUGCAAAAGAAUUGCUUACCUGGAUCCAAGAUGCAAUAGCAACUAAAAAGUUAUGCAAUCCUGUCUAUAGUAUUAAUAGAAAACACAGUACAGGAGUAUUUAGUAAAUUUUUAAAAUCAUAUAGUAUUACAGCCAAAAGAUUAAGAAAAAUAGGAGGAAAGCAUGCUUGCAAAGUCUACAAUAGUUCAAAUCCAACUCAUCAGCAUCUUGAUCUUUUUAACAGAAUAGCAUUGAGGCAUAAGAUUGUUUGUCUAGAUGCGAAAAAGAAUUAUGCUAUAGGCAAUAUAGAAUCAGAAGACUCUGACCUCGAAUCCGAAUCUGACCAAGCGCCCAGCCCAAUCUUUGAGUCUCAGGCUGUAUCAUCCCAGCCUAAAAACAAUAAUUCUAAUUCCUUCGAAUCUUAA